AUGGUCCUCGAAGCGACGAUGAUCAUCGUCGACAACAGCGAGAGCAGCCGCAAUGGAGAUUAUGUUCCUUCACGAUACGACGCUCAAUCGGAUGCUGUCAACCUGAUCUUCUCCGCUAAGACACAAGCCAACCCCGAGUCAUCAGUCGGCCUUAUGAGCAUGGGUGGAAAGGGACCCGAAGUGCUGGUCACUUUGACGACAGAUUUCGGAAAGAUCCUGGACGGCCUGCACCGGACCAAGAUAAAGGGAACAUCACACCUGGCGACAGGCAUUCAGGUGGCCGGUCUCGCUCUCAAGCACAGACAGAACAAAUCCCAACGCCAAAGGAUAAUCGUUUUCACAUGCUCGCCUAUCGAGGAGGAUGAGAAAACCUUGGUCAAGCUCGCCAAGAAAAUGAAGAAGAACAAUAUUUCAAUCGACUUUAUUGCUUUUGGAGAACUCGACGAUGAGAUUACCAAGAAGCUUGAGGCCUUCAACGAGAACGUCAAGGGUGGAGACGGUUCGCAUCUGGCCAUCAUCCCGCCUGGCCCCAACCUGCUUAGCGACUCAAUAGUGACGACGCCCAUCCUUGGGGGAGAUGGUAUGGGUGGUGCCGGAAUGGGCGGCGCUGAAGGAGGCGAAGGCGGCGCCAGCCAAUUCGAGUUUGGUGUUGACCCGUCUAUGGAUCCCGAGCUGGCUUUGGCUCUCCGGAUGAGUUUCGAGGAAGAGAAGGCGCGGCAAGAGAAG
Xylona heveae TC161 is the source of this 726-nucleotide messenger RNA. Its product is annotated as 26S proteasome regulatory subunit S5A, multiubiquitin chain binding protein. Gene Ontology annotation, cellular component: nucleus; cytosol; proteasome regulatory particle, base subcomplex. Gene Ontology annotation, biological process: proteasome-mediated ubiquitin-dependent protein catabolic process. Gene Ontology annotation, molecular function: polyubiquitin modification-dependent protein binding. The annotation marks the transcript as partial. The transcript is spliced from 4 exons. Lineage: Eukaryota; Fungi; Ascomycota; Xylonomycetes; Xylonales; Xylonaceae. The record is from RefSeq and is a predicted model, not a curated record.